GUUUGAAGUUUCCGGUUCAUUGAAUAGGUAGAACUAAAAUUUUUGAUUGUAAUCAUCAUCAUAUAUACAUGUAUACAUGUGAUUUUGAAAGAAAAACCAAACGAAUGGCAUUAUGGAUUUGUGAAUAGAUAGAUGAUCCUAGAAAUAAAACAAUAGUUUAAAGAUGGGGUUUGGAACACAACUUAAAAUACUCCUAUGGAAGAACUUCACUAUAAGAAAAAGACAGAAGUUUCGAUUGUUUGCUGAGAUUGUAUUUCCAUUAGCUUUGUUUUUAAUUCUUGUGAUAGUAAGAACACGACCAGAUCUCAAAGUCAAUCAUGCAGAAUGUCAUUUUGAUGGCAAUGCUAUGCCGAGUGCUGGCACUUGGCCCUUUCUACAAUCCUUAGUUUGUAAUGCAGAAAACAGAUGUUACCAGACUGUUACAGCUGAUGAAGCUGCUGGUACAACAGCCUCAGGAAAUCCACAGGCUUUGAUUACUAGAAUUUUGAAAGAUAUAGGACAAUUAGCAGAUCCUAAACUCAUACAGAACUUACUAAAAGAUGGACAGAGUAUUAUGAGAGUGCUUGGCAUGAUCAGAAAUGGAACAGCCACAGGGGGUAUAAAUUUAGGAAACAUUGUGACUAAUCCUACAGACCUGAGGAACCAGAUCAUUAACAACAACAUCAGUUUGUCUCCUGAUGUGAUAGAUCAAUUACUUAAUGCGACAAUCAAUCCAGCUCUGCCAACUGGUGUAUUAUUUGACUUUGGAGAAUGUCGAUUGAUACAAAACAACAGAACAUCAGGAGGUAUUCCCAACACCAACACAACUGUUCAGGAUCUUCGUAGUCUUCUGUGUGAUAGAAAUUUAAAUGAGACUAUUAUCUUCCCAACACAGUCUCUCCAAGAUACUGUUCAGACACAGCUGUGUAAUCUGUCCCUAGUACAGUUUGAUGAGCUCUACGGAUUACUUCUAUCAGCACUCAACAAUACAAGAUCAAAUGAAGAGAUAUUAGAUUAUAUAGAGAGGAAUGCAGGAGAAGAAUUAUCGUCUGAUCCAGCAGAAUUAUUACAGUUAUACAACGAUUUCACAACCUUAUACCAGGAUUACCAAAAUGACAGGGAUGUUAUUGAAACUGUUGAAAGCCUGUUCAAUCAGCUCCAGGGAACUACAAUGGGACAGAGUGUCAACGGCACUGCCAUGGUCCAGAGUCUGGUAUGUGGUCGAGGAAGUACCAAAUGUAGACCUGGAUAUUAUAUAGCAGGAUCUAGUUGUCUCCCCUGUAAGGUAGGAACAUACCAACCUAAUGCCGAUCAGGGGUCCUGUAUACAAUGCGAAGAUAACCUAAAGACUAAUUCUACAGCCUCUACCAAAGAAGAUGAUUGUCAAGUAAAUUGUGGAGCUGGCCAGGAGGGUGAUGAUGAUUGUUCCAAUUGUAAGUCAGGUUAUUAUAAACCAUCAGCAGGGAUUUAUCCAUGUAUGAAAUGCCCGCUGCACACAACAUCUAAUCAGGCCAGGACAGAAUGUAAUAUAUUAAACUGUUCACCUGGAUAUCACAUCAACAAUGGCCAAUGUAUACAAUGUUUGAAAGGAUACUACCAGACUGAGUAUAACAAGACAACUUGUACAGCAUGUUCAUCUAACCAUGACACACAAAAUACAGGGUCCAGUAAAUCUACAGAUUGUCAGGAAAUCUGCCCUGCUGGUACAGAGGGAGACAGUUGUAAGAAAUGUGAGAAAGGUUACUAUAAAUCUACAUCAGGUAUCCAGGGGUGCAUGAAGUGUCCUGAUGGGUAUACUGCAAGUGAUGAUAAAACUAAAUGUAUAUUGGAUUGCAAGGCUGGUUCUUACAUUGAUGGCAAUAAAUGUUCUCCUUGUGGUUACGGCACAUACCAGCCUGACCUUGCCCAGACAUCUUGUCUGUCAUGUGACUCCAUCAAAAAUACCACUUUCACUGGAUCUGACAAAAAAGAUGAUUGUAAAGUGUACUGUGGUCCAGGUGAAGAAGGGACAGAUACAUGUUCUCCAUGUAAAGACGACUAUUAUAAAUCAACAGGUGGCAGGACAGCAUGUUUACAAUGUACAGGUCACAUGACCUCUACUAAAAAUGACAGGACUAAAUGUACAAUUUUAUUUUGUGAUCGUGGCUAUUUCUACAAUGCUGUAGACAAUACAUGUAAACCUUGCCCAGAAGGGGAGUACAAAAGUGAUAGAGGAAUGGAAAAGAUGUGCCAGGCUUGCACAGCUCGAUAUGAAGUGAUAGGCAACCCUGGAACACAGUGUAAAAGAACUGUUUGUGCUGAUUUGAUUGAUAAUUUCAAGUCCAAUAGUUUUGGUAAUGCAAUUUGGAAACAGUUAAAGCCUCUGGUUGAAGGAAAAAUACCAUAUGCACCAAACACAUCAGCGAUCAAUGAUGUUAUUAAAUUGGCAAACAAGACAUUUGAAGACCUAUUUAAUAUUGUGGACCUAGCAAGAUCAUGGAGAGCAGAAUCGGAUGUUUUAUUUAACUUUCUUGAAACUAACCCUGAAAUACAACUUCUUAGAGAUUUCACGUGUUCUGAAGUUUGUGAUAACCUAUGGCAUACAUUUAGACGAACAGCUUGUAAUGGAACAUUACCAGGAUUUAAUAUAUCAUCUCUUUUAUCUGGACUUAAUGUUGGUGGAUUCAAUAUUGCGUCCUUAAUACCAGGACUCUCUACUGGUGGAAUGAAUGACAUCUUGUCUCUGAUACCAGGAUUUAACCAAAGUGGACUAACAGCCCUUUGUGAUGUGGACCCAAACUAUAGCCCCUGCGAGUCACUGUUUCAGUUUCUUUACAGUGGUACUGAUAUUAACAUUUCCAAUUAUACAUGGAAGGACGCUUUAGAGAAUGUUAACAGUGUACUUGAAAUGGUUUCUGAAUAUGGAAAGUGCUUUGUAUUUGACAAGUUUGAAGGAUUCAAAUCAGAGUAUGAAUUGACAGCAAGAGCUUUACAGCUGAUUGGUCAAAAUAAAUACUUUGGCGCUAUUGUGUUUGAUAAAGAACAUAAAAAUGGACUUGAAUCACAUGUGAGGUAUUCCAUCAGAAUGAACCAGGAUCGUGUAGAUUCAACAAACAGAAUUCAGUCUAGGUACUGGCGACCAGGACCUAGAUCUACACCUGGAAUAGAUACUAAAUAUGUAACAUAUGGCUUUGCCUAUCUACAGGAUAUGAUUGACCAUGCUAUUAUCAAAAUCCAGACAUACAAUACUUCUGAUAUAGGAGUUAUCACACAGAUGUUCCCAUAUCCAUGUUAUAUCCAAGAUAAAUUUAUCUAUGCCAUAUCCCGAACUUUGCCAUUAUUCCUGGUGUUAGCCUGGGUGCUGUCUGUGGCCAUGAUAUGUAAGAAUAUUGUGUAUGAGAAGGAGAUGCGUCUGAAGGAAGUGAUGAAGAUUAUGGGAUUAGGUAAUGGUGUCCACUGGCUGGCGUGGUUUAUUGAUGCCUUCAUUGUCAUGUUUAUAUCUCUGAUUCUGAUGGUUAUUAUUUUGAAGGCAGGAAAAGUUCUUGAGCAUUCAGACCCUACAGUAAUCCUGUUCUUGUUAACAGCAUUCACAGUGGCUACUAUAUCACAAUGUUUCCUCUUCAGCGUUUUCUUCUCGAAAGCUAACAUUGCAGCAUGUGUUGCUGGGUUUUUGUACUUCAUGUUGUAUUUAAUAUAUCCCCUGUGUUCUCAGUGGGAGGAAUUGAUGACAAGUACACAUAAAAGUCUAGCUGGUCUAUCAUCAAGUGUAGCCUUUGGGUUUGCCUGUAGUUAUGUAGCUAGGUAUGAGGAGCAAGCCAUUGGUGUCCAGUGGAGUAACAUCGGUGAAACACCUAUUGUUGAUGAUGAUUACAGCUGUUUGAAUUGUAUUGUCAUGAUGAUUGUUGAUGCCAUUAUAUAUGGUUUGUUUACCUGGUAUAUAGAAGCUGUUUUCCCUGGUCAGUAUGGAAUUCCAAGGAAAUUUUAUUUCCCCUUUCUGAAGUCAUAUUGGUGUGGCUCAUCCAUAUCAAAAGAUAGAAGUGACCAGUACAUGUAUCAAGGGUCAACUAUGGAACUAAAAGGUCAAGGUAAUGCCAAUGUAGAAGAAGAGCCAAAGAACAAAAAAGUUGGUGUGUCCAUCAGAAACCUAAAGAAAGUUUACAAGAAUGGAAACAAAGUAGCAGUGGAUGGUCUUUCCAUUAAUUUUUACGAAGGACAGAUAUCAUCAUUCCUGGGACAUAAUGGAGCUGGCAAGACAACUACAAUGUCUAUACUGACUGGACUGUUUCCUCCAUCAGAUGGCACAGCCUUUAUCUAUGGUCAUAAUAUACUGACUGAGAUGGACGCUGUCAGGGACAGUCUUGGAAUGUGUCCUCAACAUAAUGUCUUGUUUGACAAACUAACAGUUGAAGAACAUCUAUGGUUUUAUGCUCGAUUGAAGAACCUUGAACCUGAAAAGGUUAAACGGGAAAUGGUCAGAAUGAUUCAGGAUGUUGGAUUGCCACACAAAAAGAAGGAGUUAUCUUCAUCACUCUCUGGUGGUAUGAAGCGGAAGCUAUCUGUAGCUAUAGCCUUUGUUGGUAAUGCCAAAACAGUUAUUCUUGAUGAACCUACAGCUGGUAUUGAUCCAUAUGCCAGGAAAGAGAUUUGGGAAAUUUUACUUAAACUCAAGAAAAAAAGAACCAUUAUCCUGUCUACACAUCACAUGGAUGAAGCUGAUGUUCUUGGUGACAGAAUUGCCAUUAUCUCACAAGGUAAACUAUGCUGUUGUGGUUCUAGCCUCUAUCUGAAAUCACAGUAUGGUAAUGGAUAUUAUCUGACCUUAGUACAGGAUGAUGGGAAGGGCAAUGACAAAGAGGACAGUGAUGACGAAAUGGAUUUUAUGGAGUCGAGAGCACAAUCUAGAGGAAGUGUAAGGACAACUGUAGAUGUCAAGCCAAUAGUAAAUAAACAGUCAGACAUAGAAGAUGAAGGUUUUGGUGAUAAUUCUGAUGACAAAAGUGAAAGUGGUGGAUCUAAGCCACCAACCCCUCCUCCAGAAAGUGCAACCAUGGUACCAGGAUUUUCUACAAAGAGAACUACAGAAUUUAUUGGUAAAUAUGUAAAGAAGGCCAAGCUUGUUGAAGAGAGCAGUACAGAGCUCACCUAUCAACUACCAUCAGAUGCAGCCCAUUCAGGACAGUUUGAACAAUUAUUCAAACAGUUAGAGAGAUGUCAUAAAGAUAUGGGGAUAUCUAGCUUUGGUAUAUCUGAUACCAGCCUUGAGGAGGUAUUCUUGAGAGUAGCUGAUGAGACUGGAGUUGAUCAGGAUGAUGAAACAAAAAGGAAGAAAUUAGAGGAAGGAACUGAUAGUGGUAGAUUUGCUAAACCUGUCACUAGACUAAGCUUCAGAAGGAAGAAAAAGAAAUCAUUCCUGAAAAUGUUGGCAAUAAAAGGAAAGAACCCUAAAGUAGACUCAGAAGAACUAAUGGAUGAUAAUGAAUCUGUUAUAUCCGUUCCAACCAGUGAAAAGAGUAUCGAGACAGGAUUCAGCCACAAGGACCAUGUUAAACAUACAGGAAUCAGACUCAAACUUCAGCAGUUUAAAGCUAUUUUUUUCAAAAGGUUCCACAGACUUCGACGUAGCAAGAAAGGAUUCUUCUUUGAGAUUAUUAUGCCAGCAUUGUUCAUAUUGGCUUCUAUGGCCCUUGCAAAGAUAAGACCACCAUCAUUUGGAGAACCACCACUGGAACUUCAGCCAUGGAUGUAUACACCUAAGAAAGGAGCACCAAACCUGUAUACCUUCUUUAGCAAUGAUGGUAAUGACUUUGGAAUUGGUGCAGACCUCACGAAAACAUUACUGACAAAACCAUGGAUGGGCAAUAGAUGUAUGGACCCAAAGAUAAAACAGAUCAGUGAUUAUUCCUGUAAAGCAGAUAGUUAUGAAUCUGUAUGGACAAAUGGUGGCAGGUUUACUGGUAAUGAUGCUAUAGACUUUCCACAAUGUGACUGUUCUAGUGGAUUUCAAGUGUGUCCAGCAGGGGCUGGAGGUCCUGAGCCACCAAAGAAACUGCUACCAACAACAGACUAUCUUUAUAACAUGACUGGUCGUAACAUCAGUGAUUGGUUGGUGAAGACAAUGAAGCCGUUCCAGAAAAAGAGGUAUGGUGGAUUUUCUUUUGGAGAUAUCAACAAUAUCAGCUUAUCACUGAACACCAGUAGAAUACGAGAAAUAUUUGAAGAUAUUUUGUAUAAUUUGACUCAGACAUCAACAAAUACAACAGAAUUUUGGAAUGACCUUGAAGACAUUUUAGAAGAUGCUGUCACACAGGAUACUGUCAAGGUAUGGUACAAUAAUAAAGGUUGGACAGCCAUUGUUUCUUACAUGAAUGUGAUGAAUAAUUUGAUACUACGUAGCCGACUGAGCCCCAGUCAGAAUCCAGAACAGUAUGGUAUAACCACAGUAAAUUAUCCAAUGAAUGCAACUGUCAAACAAUUUACUGAAGAAACACUACGAGAAAGUUUUAUAGAUGUGACUAUAGCAAUCUGUAUGAUUUUUGCCAUGUCAUUUAUACCUGCAAGUUUUGUCAUGGUGUUGAUAGAAGAGAGAUCAUCAAACUCAAAACAUUUACAAUUUGUUAGUGGUGUCAAUCCAUUUAUUUACUGGCUGGCAAACUUUCUAUGGGAUAUGGUGAAUUAUAUGAUACCAUCGAUUCUAUGUAUAAUAAUCUUCUUGUGUUUCCAAACAAAGUCAUAUGUUGGACCAGGAAAUCUGGAGGUUCUCAUUGUAUUGCUGGUCUUGUAUGGAUUCGCCAUGACCCCUUUGAUGUACCCCUUCACAAGAUUUUUCAGUGUCCCCAGUACAGCUAUGGUUGUACUGACGUCUGUUAAUAUCUUCCUUGGAACUACAUCUACACUGGCUACAUUUAUCAUAGAAUUCCUGGAAAGAGAUGAUGAGGAACUGAAAAACGUAAAUGCUAUAUUGAAAAAGGCAUUCCUAUUGUUACCUCAGUACUGUCUAGGACGAGGUUUGACGGAUAUGUCCCGUAACCAGCUAUGGGCAGAUAAUUCUGAUAUUAUCAGUCCUGGCUCAUAUGAAAAGGUAUGGAAGUCACCAUUUGAGUUUGACCAGGUUGGAAGGAAUUUGUUAUCCAUGUUCUGUAUUGGUCUUCUGUUCUUUAUAAUUAAUCUACUCAUAGAAUACAACUUUUUCCUCAGCAGGAGUUGGAACUGCUUCUGGAAUUCCAAACCUAAUUUUAAGUCCCUUGCUGAUGAAGAUAUAGAUGUUACUAAUGAGAGAAAGAGAAUAAAUAACAAGCAGACAAAGGAUGAUGUUCUUAUAAUUGAUAACCUUACCAAGGUGUAUAGACUUCAUGGAAAGAAAGGCAGGAAUAUAGCAGUAGACAGAUCAUGUUUUGGUGUACCUAAUGGACAAUGCUUUGGUUUACUAGGAGUAAAUGGGGCUGGAAAAACUACAACAUUUAAAAUGUUAACAGGUGAUGUGGAUGUUACACAAGGAAAUGCUACACUUAAUGGACACAGUAUUCUAAAAGACUUGGAGAAAGUUCGGUUGGACUUAGGUUAUUGUCCACAGUUUGAUGCCUUUGACCCGUUACUGACAGGAAGAGAAAUUCUAUGUUUCUUUGCUAGACUGAGGGGAAUUCAAGAAAAGGACAUUAAACAGAUAACAGAAUGGGGAAUCCGUAAACUUGGCCUGAUACAGUAUGGAGAUAAAAGAUCUGGUGAUUAUUCAGGUGGAAAUAAAAGAAAACUGUCUACAGCUAUUUCACUGAUUGGUAAUCCCUCUGUUAUAUUUAUGGAUGAACCUACAACAGGGAUGGACCCUCAUGCCAGGAGAUUCCUUUGGAACUGUAUUAAUAAUAUUGUAAAGGAUGGAAGAUCAGUAGUUUUAACUUCACACAGCAUGGAAGAGUGUGAGGCUUUAUGUAACAGAUUAGCAAUCAUGGUCAAUGGUAGAUUGAAGUGUAUUGGAAGUACACAACAUCUCAAAAACAGAUUUGGUAAUGGCUAUACUGUGAUAAUUCGUGUUGCUGGUGAAAUACCAGUACUGGAACCAGUUAAAGACUUUAUGGCUAAUGUGUUUGGUGAUCCAGAAUUGAAAGAGGAGCACAAUAAUAUGUUACAAUAUCAACUGAAUUCCAAAAUAAAGUUGUCUCGUAUAUUUGGUCAGAUGGAGGCUGUGAGGGAUAAUCUCAAAAUAGAGGACUAUUCUGUUUCUCAGACCACCUUGGAUCAGGUAUUCAUUCAUUUUGCCUCCAAGCAGACAGACAUGUUAGAUGAUGAACUGUCAAAGGAAAAACUGCCAUCUCAUAGAGGUAAACAAUUAAGUUUUAGGAACAGUAUUGUACCAGACGAUUCUGACAUGGAGAGUGUUACAGGGAGUACUGCAGAUCUAAUGACACAUGAAAGGAGACUGCAUAUCUAUGGGUCAUUCAGAGGGGAGACAACUGAUGAUGAAAGUUUAGCAGGAAGCACAGUAGGACUGGUUAGACCUAGCAGUUCACGUAGCAGUACACGAAGUACCAUUAGUGAUCAAAACUUUCCAAAUGUUCAGAUAUUCUGAGAAGUUUCAACUUUGUUUAAAGACUCAAAAGAUUCAUCCAAAUGUUGUGAUACUCCAAUGAAUUCCUGAAACUUGAUAUUGCCUGUGAUAUGAUGACACAGAUUUAUUUUGUAACUUUAUUAUCUCGUUAUUUACCUAAGAUCUGUUAGAUAUGUUUUUUUGUUACAUUGUAAUGAUAUUGCACUUUAAUUGAUUGCUUAUAUGGCACCAUGUAAAUUUGAAUAAACUUGUUAUUUUACGGAAUUUAAUCAAACAAUCAAUGUAAUUUUCUUUCAAUAGCUUCAGCUACCUCAAGGUUUUUCUGUAUACUUUAGACCACUUAUGUUUCACUAUGUUAUAGAUAUUGCUUAAUAUUCCUUAACCUUCUAUUUUUACUACAAGAGAAGUUGUGUUAUUUUUAACUACAUAUCUGCUGGCAGAUGAUUUAUGAAUGGAGAUGUAAAUAUUCUUGUUUUAGUUAUUUAUUACCAGUAUUUUGACUUUUAUUUUUUAUUUUAUUAGGUUAACUUUUGAACAAUAACAUAUAUAAUGCUCAUAAGAAUCAAAGAGUUGCUCAUUAUAAAUAAAUAAUUUACUGUAUCAUGCUAUUUGAUCUAACUGUCUUGGCUGGCAAAGGAUUGCAUAAUGUGAUACAGAAACAAUUUGUCCAUUGAAGAUGAAAGUUUUUUUCAUUUAAAUAUGUUUUAUCCAAAAUUCAUAGACAAUUGUGUAUUUAAUUUCUUUUAAGAUGGGAUUAUUAAUCAAAAUUUAAAAUUUUCAAUGUGAACACAUUAUUUUCAAGAACAAAUGCAGGUUUUCUUAUACAAUGCUGUGGGACAAAUUCUUAAAUAACUGGCUCUAUUGUGAUGUUAUUUAUAAGUCAGUAUGGCUAGUCUGUAUUCUUACACUUUGUAAGGUUUAGACAUGAAAAUCAUGUAUUUUGACAACAGACAAAAAAGGCUUAUUCAAAUUUAUACAUUACAAAGCCUGUCUUGAGAUUUGUUGUAAGGUUUUUUAUAAAUGGAUCAAAGCAAAUCAUGUCCACAAUCUUAUGUUUACGUUUGCUUAACAUUCUUUCAAAAUGGACAGCACUUUGUUUUCUGGAUGCGAAAUCAAAUACUGUAAAUUCAGAAAUUAUUGGGAGCAUUUAUUAUUGCCAUUUUGACAUGAACAACUAAAAAUUGAGAAUAAUUAUUGCCAUUUUAGGAAAAACUGCAUACAGAUAUAUGUAUCAUAUAUCAGAAUGCAAGUUCUAGUUAUUGCGAUUUUCACCCAGUCACGUUAUACACAUUAAUUAAAACCUCACAAUAAUUUCUGUACUACAUAUGAGAUUGCAACCUUACUUGGUCACAUAUAAUGACAGGAAGAUCCAUAUUGAUUUUGAGGUCUCUAUGUGUAAGGUCAAUGUGAAUAUUUCUUAGAAAAGGCAAAAUUUUGGGCAGUCAGGUGGUUUCAGGAUGUUAAUUCAAAUACUACAUUUAAGAAUUUACUUUAAAUAUGUGGUCACAUAUAAUAAGAGGAAGAUCCCUAUUGAUUUUGAAGUCACUUGCUCUAGGGUCAAGGUCAUACUUCAUACCAUUUCCUUAGGAAAAUGCCUGUACCAAGUCAGGAAUAUGACAGUCGUUUUUCACUCUUUCCGUUGGUUGAUAAUGUUUCAUUUUGUCAGUUUUUAUGGACUUCCCCUUUUUUUAAUUUACCUUGGAGUUCGGUAUUUUUGUUAUACUUUUUUUCCUAAACCAGAUUGUCUAAGGCAAUAAAGCCAUCUCAUAAAAUCAUUACAGAAAUGGUUAUUACCUUAAGUAACCAGAAACAAGUAUGCAAUCAGGUGACUAAAGGAUAUUCCAUUUUAUAUUGGAGGCAUGGAGUAUGUGAGCUGUUCAUCCAAGGUUCUUUGAUUUAUAAAUAUGUCUCCAAAGAGAGAAAUUUAAAUUAUGUAGAUAAUUGUAAGGCUGAACACUAUGUUCAGGUGCUGAUUGACAGAAAAUAAAGACAUAUAUUAUGGUUCAGGUGCUGAUUGACAGAAAAUAAAGACAUAUAUUAUGAUAUUCAGAAUUCAACAAGUUAUCCUUUUUAUUAGUGAUUGCAAUUUAAUAAUGAUAAUGAGUGCCAUGGUUGAUUUAAAUUUUUGUUUGUGUGCAAAUAAGAAACCAUACAUUUUUGCAAGACUUUUUGUCCAAAUGUUAUGCUUUUUUUUCAAUCUACUAAUACAAACCAAAGUAAAUAUUUCAUUAUAAACACUGAAACACUUUCAAGCUUUAUCAUUGUUUGGUUACCUAAUGUAAGAAUUACACAGUGUGUGUGGCAUAUCAAAUCUUUCAUAUAUCUUGAAAUUGUUGAGUUUGUGAUAUCCUCAUAGCAUAAUAAUCAUAUAGGAUUUUGGCAUAAAUAUGAAAAUAUUUCUUGCCCUUUUGAAGUGCUGUUGUUUUUGUUGGAAGAAAAUAUGAUUCAGAUUAUAUUAUAAGCAUUAAAAUUCUUAGACUUUACCUUUUUUUACACUCACCACAUUUUAUCAUUUCCAUUAUGUAAUAAACUUGUAGAAGUAUAAACAAUUAUCAAAACAAAUCAUAUAUGUCGCAGAACUAAUGUUACAAACAUUUUUUGAGAAAUAAAAACAAAACAUCAACAAUAUUUUAUACAAACCAGAUUUUGAAUUUAAAGAAAAGAUUUAUUUUCUCAAUUUUAUAGUGUCAUUUUGGAACCUAUCAACAAAUUUAGAUUGGUUCGUAUGUUCAACAAAAAUGUUGAAUCAUGCCUUUUCAUUUAAGGAUGUUGUUGGCUGUUGAAAUUUAAUACAUGUAUAACAACAUUUUCAUAAAUAUUGGAGGUUUUUUUUAAUGUAUAAUAAUAAUUCAAAAUAAAUUUUGAAAAUUAGAGAAUUUUUAGGGGCGAAAAGGUAUCUCUAGAUUUUUCGUAUGCAAUGUAUAGGAAGAAAUGAGUGCUUAACUUUAUAGAAUAUAAGAAUUUCAAAAUGUUUUAACAAACAUGUUUUUCAGAUGUAAUUUAAAAAAGAUUUAAUUUAAGGGAUAGCUUGGCAAAAUGAUGUUAAUGCAUAACAUAGGAAAAAGUCAGAGGGAUUAUAAAGUAUUGAGGAAAAGAUGAAUGAAAAUGUGAAUUAGCAUUCUUAAUGUGACAUUGUUGUUUAUUUGUUUGAAUAAUGACUAGUAUUCUUGUUAAUUUGUUGAAUUAGUGACAAAGUGUACUUGUAAAUUUGUUUUUAAUUGACCAUAGUACUAUAGUACUAUAGACAGUCAUUUCAUGGCUUCAGAAAAAUGGACACUCAUUGAAGAAGUAGGAUAUAAGGGAGGUUUGUAGUCAACAAUUUAUUAUAGAUGGAUGUGAACAAAUAUUUUUUAUUUUGUUUAGGGUCUAUGUAAAUAAUGUGGUAAGCUGAUGAGUUGACAUGGCCAAUUAGUUGUUGGCUAUAGUAAUUUUGUUUUUGCUGUUUGAUUGUUAAUGGUUUUAUAUUUAAUUCAUCAAAAGUAUUUUACCUGAGUUCAAUGUGAUCUUAAACUUAAUAAGUGUCUUUCAUAAUUGUUUUACAUAGAAUAAAAGUAUCAGGUUUCUACCAA
Messenger RNA from Mytilus californianus (California mussel), 12066 nucleotides. Its product is annotated as phospholipid-transporting ATPase ABCA1-like. Lineage: Eukaryota; Metazoa; Mollusca; Bivalvia; Mytilida; Mytilidae. The transcript is spliced from 56 exons. Gene Ontology annotation, molecular function: lipid carrier activity; ATP hydrolysis activity; ABC-type transporter activity. The record is from RefSeq and is a predicted model, not a curated record. Gene Ontology annotation, cellular component: intracellular membrane-bounded organelle; membrane. Gene Ontology annotation, biological process: transmembrane transport; lipid transport. The coding region runs from base 164 to 8518 and encodes 2784 amino acids.